AUGUCCGUGAAUCGCGACCUCCGCUUGUACCUUCGAGUACUAUAUUCAUUAGGCAUGCUUUGCGCCGAAUUCGACGUGGGGACCUGUACCUUGCACGUUACACGUAGUUCCGAGCGCUACGCUUGGUUCUAUACGCUAGUAAUACUCUCUGCAGCGAUUGCCCUUUUUAUUUAUGCUCACAUUGAGCCAAAACAGUUCUAUUUGCCAAACUAUAAUAGAACCGGAAAUUUUUACGAGACGGUGAACUUUCGCAGCUCCUGUAUGGUGCUGUGGCUUCUCUAUGUCUGCUUUUAUGUACGGCGACAUCGUCACGCGGCCCUAGUUCAAACGCUGCUAAGACUCAAUAGGCGCUGCAUAGAUCUAAAACUGCAACGACGUUUUCUCGGAAAUUUUGUGCUGUACGUCAUGUUGUUUCUACUCUGCGUGGGCAACUAUUUGAACGGAUUUUCGCAAUCGGGUCUGUCUCCGUUCGCUAUAGCUGUUUACAUGAUCACAUACAGCUACAGCUUUCUCGUCAUGUGUCUGCUUCUGGUCUUUUUUGAUUGCCUUAGGUGGAUUUUGACCUCAGGAAUCCAGCAUUAUAACCAUAUAUUGCAGCGCAACUCGCCCCAGAUAUGGCGAAAAGCCUUGCACGCACGUCAGAGUCUUAUUAAGCUGGGUACAGAUGAACUAAAUGAGUGUUUCGGUCUUCUCUUUCUACCCAUUAUCGCGUUGGUAUUACUGGUUGCCAAUGAUGGUCCUUUUUAUCUGAUUAGUACCGUGUUUGAGUCUAAGUUCGGCAGUGGAUGGCAAAGCCUAAGCAUUGGUGUGACUGCCUGCUUCUGGAGUAUGCCCUGGUUGAUAAUGCUAGUAAUGCUGCACAAUAAUACUCUGUCGGAGGAGGCCAACAAAACAGCUAAAAUAUUAGCAAAGAUGCCGCGAACCGGUACGGGCUUGGAUAGAAUGGUGGACAAAUUCCUGCUCAAGAACUUGCGUCAACAGCCCAUACUAACUGCCUAUGGUUUUUUCGCGCUAGAUAAGAGCACCUUGUUCAAACUCUUUACGGCCAUAUUCACUUAUAUGGUUAUAUUGGUGCAAUUCAAGGAAAUGGAAAACUCCACAAAGUCCCUACAGGCUUACCAAUUGUAGAACGAAUCAUGG
Molecule: messenger RNA, 1140 nt
Organism: Scaptodrosophila lebanonensis
Lineage: Eukaryota; Metazoa; Arthropoda; Insecta; Diptera; Drosophilidae
Gene: Gr39a
Product: gustatory and pheromone receptor 39a
Exons: 4
Coding region: 1-1128 (375 amino acids)
Biological process (GO): sensory perception of taste
Cellular component (GO): neuronal cell body; axon; dendrite
Source: RefSeq, a predicted model, not a curated record